This is a messenger RNA of Talaromyces proteolyticus, 1836 nucleotides long. RefSeq lists its product as uncharacterized. The transcript has a single exon. Gene Ontology annotation, molecular function: protein binding; transcription cis-regulatory region binding. NCBI's taxonomy places the organism in Eukaryota, Fungi, Ascomycota, Eurotiomycetes, Eurotiales, Trichocomaceae. The record is from RefSeq and is a predicted model, not a curated record. The coding region runs from base 1 to 1836 and encodes 611 amino acids. Gene Ontology annotation, cellular component: Set1C/COMPASS complex.
AUGACCGAUCCCCAAGUGAAGGCCUCCCCAGCUCCUAGCGUGCCGACCGCAGCCGAGCGAUCAAAACGAAACAAAAGAGACAGUCGCAAAAAGCGCGAAGCCAAAGGAUUGGACGCCGAGAGCGCUCCUCCAAAGAAAAAGGCCAUGGCGGUUGUUGCUUCUGGUCGUCCAUCCGUUCUUCUUUCCAUGCUCAGACCUGCGGUGCUUGUUGAGCCUCGUACCUCGGAUAUGUAUCCUCCACAGCAAAGGCAGAUGAAUUUUCUAUACCGAAAAACAUCCAGCGUGUUAAACAAGAGCUGGGACUUUCAUGAAGUCGCGGAUAAGCUCACAAACAAGAACGGUUUCCGGUAUAGCUACGCUAUUUCAGAUCCUAACUUCAAGAACAUCAAAUAUCGACAAACCGAUGUUGCGCCGUAUCAUGCUCGCUUCAGUUUCGAAGAUUCCCCCGCCGCAAUUGCCUUUACAAAAGAUGGUCUGGCUGUUGCAACAAGUGAUGCUUGGCAUUCUGCUCGAGCAAAUGUUUGUGCGCGUGAAGGUUCAUAUUAUUACGAAGCGCGAGUUAUAAGUGGCAUUGUCAAGGAAUCACAAUCUACUACCAAUGGCAAUGUUCCAAACCCCGCCCCUUCAUCAAGAGGCCAUGUUCGUCUUGGAUUCUCGCGACGAGAAGCAGAAUUAGACGUCAACGUCGGUGUGGACUGUUAUGGGUAUGGGAUACGAGAUGUGAAUGGAGAGGUGAUCAACCGAAUGCGCUGUGAGCAUUUCUUUGACAAAGGCGAAAGCGUCGAUGAAGGCGACGUCAUUGGCCUGCUCAUAACAUUACCGUCUCUAUCUCUGCACAAAAAAGUUGUCGAAGGCACCUAUGACCCUUCUACCGAAAAGCCAGCAAAAGAACCCCCUACAGUAACAAACUUCAUCCGUGACCGAGUACCUUUCCAUCUCAAAUCAGACUUCUGCUGGCAACAGUCCAACAUCUACCCCUCAAAACAACUCCGUGAUUAUGCAUUCAACCUCAAAGAAACCCCAACAUUCGGCCCCCCAUCUCCCCUGAACAGCGAAGACGCAUCUCUCCGCACCCUCCCCGGGUCCAGUAUCACAAUAUUCAAAAAUGGUGUUCAAAUGGGGACCGCAUUCAAAGAUCUCUUCGCAUUUUUGCCUCCUGCAAGCCGUCUGACAAACGGCACCAACAAUCUCGGCAUCGGCGAGCGAGAGAAUGCAGACGACGGCAUGAUCGGCUACUUCCCAACCGUCAGCUGCUACGGCGGUGGCGCUGUCGAGUGCAGAUUCGAGUCUCCGUGGUGGUACGGGCCACCAGCGGUCGAAUCUCUGAAAGGCGAGGACGGCGAUGUUCCUCCUCCCACCGUCAUAAAGCCCUUUGGCGAACGAUUCAACGAUCAAAUCGUCGAGGAUAUCGUGGCUGAUAUCGUUGAUGAUAUUGAGGCAAUGCUGCUAUGGGGAGGCGAGGGCAACAAGAAAAAGAAUAAUAACAAUGCAGACAUAACUAUGGGCGACAACCCCACGAAUGAUGCGAAGUCUUCACAAUCUGCAACCCCGGCUAUCAUCAACACGGAAUUCAGCGGCUCGGGCGAAUCUGCCGUCGUCGCUGCGACUGGUGUCAAUGCGGACGUUGCUCAGCAGGGUGUUGCGGCUGUCUAUGAGGCGGCCAUGUCGACGAGUGACCAACCCACUGUGCCUGUUAAUCCAGCGGAAGCGGUAGAUGCUAGUCAGGGGAUUAAUGGGGCCGCAGAUAUUGCACCUGCAGAGGGCCAACAGACGAAUGGUGUGCCAGAUGUUGAUGUAGCUACGAGAAAUGAGGAUGUUGAGAUGACUGGUAGUUGA